AUGGAGCAGGCGGGUCUUUGGCCUGUCAUCUUCCUGGGCCUCUCGGGAGCGUUGGCACAGACAAGUUUGGAUGAGAAAGUAUUUGUGUUCCCAAAGCCUUCAACAAAUUCCUACGUCAAGUUGAUGCCCCGCCUGCUGGAGCCGCUACAGCAAUUCACAAUGUGCCUCAGGUUCUACACCGAUUUGACCCGCGAAUUCUCCCUCAUAUCCUGUGCUUCUAGGAACAAAGACAACGAAAUCCUCCUCAUAAAGUACAGCCCCACGGUGUACCACGCCUUUGUGGGUGGGACGUCUCUGGCGUAUACAGUGCCUGGGAGCACAUAUCGAGGCAGCCAAUGGGAGAAUGUCUGUAUGGCAUGGAAUUCGACAACGGGGAUUAUUCAGCUUUGGGUCAACGGGCUGGCAUUGCCCAGGAAAGGCCUGUCAAAAGGCUAUGCUGUCGAAACGGAUUUAUUCAUAAUGCUGGGCCAGGAACAAGAUUCUUACGGAGGUUCACUUGACGAAAAGCAGUCCUUCGUGGGGGAAAUGGCAGGCGUCUAUAUGUGGGAUACUGUCUUGCCCUCAGAACAACUGAGGAGGAUGGGGUGGGAGAAGGUGCCAACCCCUCUGGUGGACUGGACAGCUCUGAACUUUGAGAUCAAAGGCUACGUUGUCUUGGGGCCCACCUUAGAUUGA
This is a messenger RNA of Euleptes europaea (tarantolino), 675 nucleotides long. RefSeq names its product serum amyloid P-component-like. The transcript has 2 exons. Bases 1 to 675 code for a protein of 224 amino acids. The record is from RefSeq and is a predicted model, not a curated record. Lineage: Eukaryota; Metazoa; Chordata; Lepidosauria; Squamata; Sphaerodactylidae. Gene Ontology annotation, biological process: innate immune response. Gene Ontology annotation, molecular function: complement component C1q complex binding.